AGAUUUUGUGUUCAGUUCGGUCCAAAACUCCAAGUCGUCGCUGUUUGUUUCUGAGACACCGAAUAAAAAUUUCUCAUGCCUUCCUACCCCACAUAGGAAUCUUUCCAACGCAUCCCUCUACCUUUUGCUUGACUCCUCUCUCUCCGCUCACCACCGAAUACCGACCGCCGGAUUUCUGACUAUAGGCCGAACCAAUGGCGGACCACCACCACCACCACCUGCAGGCGUUCUUGGACGAGACCUCACUCUACAACCGCAUUGUCUUGGGACACCUCUUGCCGUCGGCAUGGUGGGACCCUCUCCCUCACGUCAUCCAGACCUGGCUUCGCAACUGCAUUGCCGGAACCUUGCUCUACUUCAUCUCCGGCUUCCUCUGGUGCUUCUACAUUUACUACUGGAAGUAUAACGUUUAUGUGCCCAAAGAUGCCGUUCCUACAAGAAAAGCCAUGCUCUUACAAAUAUAUGUCGCUAUGAAGGCCAUGCCGUGGUACUGCACUCUUCCAACUCUUUCUGAGUACAUGAUCGAAAAUGGCUGGACAAGGUGCUACUCUAGUAUAAGUGAUGUUGGUUUGCCUCUCUUUUUAGUGCAAUUAGCUCUUUAUCUUGUACUUGUGGAGUUUGGGAUUUACUGGAUGCACCGAGAAUUGCAUGACAUUAAACCUUUGUACAAGUAUCUCCAUGCAACCCAUCACAUCUACAACAAGCAGAAUACUCUUUCUCCAUUUGCAGGUUUGGCAUUUCACCCCUUGGAUGGAAUACUUCAGGCAGUGCCACAUGUCAUAGCAUUAUUCAUUGUGCCAACCCACUUCAGAUCUCACAUUGCACUCUUAUUCUUUGAGGCCAUAUGGACAGCUAACAUUCAUGAUUGCAUCCAUGCCAAGAUAUGGCCAGUCAUGGGUGCUGGCUACCAUACAAUUCACCACACUACAUACCGUCAUAACUAUGGCCACUAUACCAUCUGGAUGGACUGGAUGCUUGGAACACUUCGUGACCCUGCUAAUGAUUCAUAUGAAAAAGAAAUGUGAUUGCCAGGCUUGCCUGGUCUUAGAAUUUUCUUUGUUCUUGUUGGUUAGGUUUGCAUGUAGAUCACCCCAUGGUUUGGUCAUCUUUGCACGUAAAUUACACCUGUAGCUUGGUUACUCAAGUACCUUUCAACUAGAAUAUUUGUACCUGAUAGGGAAGCUGUCUCAGUUUUAAAUUGGGUCCUAUUUCCCUUGUAUUUAUAUCCUAAGCCCCAUAUAAUC
Molecule: messenger RNA, 1244 nt
Organism: Rubroshorea leprosula
Lineage: Eukaryota; Viridiplantae; Streptophyta; Magnoliopsida; Malvales; Dipterocarpaceae
Source: the annotation of a GenBank genome assembly